Messenger RNA from Glycine soja, 1527 nucleotides. RefSeq names its product photosynthetic NDH subunit of subcomplex B 2, chloroplastic-like. The coding region runs from base 110 to 1183 and encodes 357 amino acids. The transcript has 3 exons. Gene Ontology annotation, molecular function: carbohydrate binding; catalytic activity. Lineage: Eukaryota; Viridiplantae; Streptophyta; Magnoliopsida; Fabales; Fabaceae. Gene Ontology annotation, biological process: carbohydrate metabolic process. The record is from RefSeq and is a predicted model, not a curated record.
AGACAAUAGUUGUGUUGUGUUCAGUUAAGGGUGAGCCUUAGCAACAACAUGCUCAUCACUAUUCUGUGUGGAACCUGUUAAAUGUGCUAUAGCUUAUUUCAACUUCUCCAUGGCUUCUUUUCUUUCCUUAUCUCUUCCCAAAUUAAACUUAAUAAAGGCCUCUUCAGCAGCUAACACCAAUACAACAACCACUCUUCCCACAGCUGAGACACUCAAUGAGAAAUUUGGCAGGAAAGGCAUCAAGUUCUUGGAGUCUGAUAACAUUCCCAUAGUUGAGCUAACAGUGAGAAAUGGCAGCUCCUUGAGGCUGAGGAUACCUGAUGCUCAUGUGACAUCAUACAAACCAAAAGUUAAUUGGAAAGAUGAUGGCUUCCAGGAGGUUCUUUACACAAUUCCUGCAACUGAAACUGGCCCUUACAAGGCCAAAGGUGGGGUUGGUUUGGUCAUGAAUGAAUUGCUGCAACCUGGAGCCAAAGGGUUGCUCCCUUCCACUUUGGAGUGGACUGUAAAUGAUGUUGAUUCUGAUUCCAUUGAUGCUCUCCAGCUUGAAUUAAGCUGCACUAGUAGAUUCUUUGACAUCACAUACAUUGUGACCCUCUAUCCUGUGAGCAUGGCCACAGCAGUUGUAGCUAAGAACAUAGGCCCCAAGCCUGCCACUCUAACCAAUGCUAUUCUAAGCCAUUUUAGAUUCAAGAAAAGAGGUGAAACAGCAAUUCAAGGCCUCAGAAGCUGCUCAUAUAUUCCACACGCUCCUCCAUCUUCUCCCUUUCAAAUCUUGACCCCAUCAGAAGCUACCAUAUCUGAGCCUCCUAGAUGGUUGUCCUUUGGUAAUGAGCCUGAAGCCAAGCCCGGCACGUGGGGUCAGCAAGCUUUGUCUAUUACCCUCCUUGAGAAUAAGAUGAGUAGAGUUUAUGCUGCGCCUCCAAAGGAAAGAUUAAAGGCAUUCUAUAACACCCCUCCCUCCAAGUAUGAAACCAUUGAUCAGGGACGUGGGCUUUGCUUCAGGGUGAUAAGAAUGGGUUUUGAGGAUAUUUAUUUAUCAAGCCCUGGUUCCUUGUCAGAGAAAUAUGGAAAGGACUACUUCAUCUGCACUGGCCCUGCUUCAAUACUGGUGCCUGUGACUGUAAAUCCUGGUGAAGAAUGGAGAGGGGCACAAGUUAUUGAGCAUGAUAAUUUAACAUGAUUAGCUUGUUCAAAAAUCCAAUGAGAAGUAAGAAAUCGAGUCUAAAGAUGUGAAAAGUCAUAAUAUAACUAUUAGCUUCUCAGUAAAGAUGAAAAAACACGUCUGAGACGUGGAACCAAACACGUUUUUACAUCUAAAAUCUUUCCCUUCUCUCUCUCUCUCUUUCUUUCUUCUUCCUGCUUCUCCUCCAUUUUGAUUUUUUUUUUUAAUUUUUUUUUCUGGAGCAGGGUUUGUAUUGUUCUUCCCUAAAACUAUGUAUAUUUUGUUUAUUUGAUUUAUGUCCAAUAGUCAAAUACUAUAUCAAUAAAAGAGGUUACAUAAUGCUUGCUGAUUUUUCGUUUCAA